This is a messenger RNA of Cephus cinctus (wheat stem sawfly), 1651 nucleotides long. RefSeq lists its product as uncharacterized. The transcript is spliced from 5 exons. Gene Ontology annotation, cellular component: plasma membrane. Lineage: Eukaryota; Metazoa; Arthropoda; Insecta; Hymenoptera; Cephidae. The coding region runs from base 145 to 945 and encodes 266 amino acids. The record is from RefSeq and is a predicted model, not a curated record. Gene Ontology annotation, molecular function: olfactory receptor activity; odorant binding. Gene Ontology annotation, biological process: detection of chemical stimulus involved in sensory perception of smell; sensory perception of smell.
CCAUGACAGAGGGCGCCACUGUACCAGUCGUGGAUUCCAUAAGAAAUUAUAUUUUUGUUUCUAUGUUACACACGCUGUAUUUCCGUAAGAGUGUCCUCGACUGAUACAGUCUCUACGACUGGGCCCCCACUGGGUUCAACCGACAUGUGUGAAAAUAAUACAUUUCUUGAGAAUCUAUUGUUUGUGCGCACCUACAGAUUGGCCAAACUUGUUGAGAAUACGUUCACGAUGAUUAUAUUUCUCCAAUUGAUGAUCAGCUCAAUUUUAAUUGCCUUGAUCGGAUUCAAUUUUGUACAGUCUCUUCAAAAAUCCGACUUCCUUCAGUUUUCAUUGAUGAUCAGCUACAUGAUCUCCCAAUCCUUGUUUGUUUUCCUCUAUUGCUACAGUGGUCAGAAAUUACGUGAUCAAAGUAUAGCCAUCAGCACUGGCAUUUAUAUGUCCAAUUGGGAUGAUAUGUUGACGUCGCAUGUUGGUAAUGAUUUUAUUAUUGUUAUGAUGAGGUCACAAAGACAGCUGGGCAUUACAGCUGCUAAUUUAUACACGAUGGAUUAUUCAAUGUUUAUGAACUCUAUUUUAGAACCCGGAUGGUAUCCAACAAUGGAAAUAACAUACCCAUUAUUCUCGGGCUCGUACGUUCUCAUAGGAGCAGCCUCGUAUCUUAUCUGGAAGGUUGGAAGUGGAUUUUGUGGUUUAGUUUUGCCACAAUUGUUCAACGCAGUUCAAUUGCUUGCCAGUUAUGCGUGGUUCAUACUUUUUUACAGGCAGCGAUCACUUGUGUUGGGACUCGCAGCAUCCAGCGUGCAAUGGUUAGCUGCUCUGGUGACUCUGAUACUUUUUGGCAAAGUCCAAAAGAAAAGCCUUCUUCUUACGUCACCAUAUCUCAUUUGGCAUGGAGUUGUUCUUGCCUUAAACAUCCAGUUGUACAUCGAGUAUCGUUUAACAUAGCAAUUAUAAGCCGAGGAUUAACCGAUCGAGCUCGCUGCAGAAAAAAAUUAUUAUUUAUCCGCUUUGAAGAUGUUUUGUAAUUGUUUGAUCAAAUACUAUGUCACUAAGUAAAGAACGAAUUGUAUGAAGCUCUUAAUAGAAAGUUUCCUAUAUAAAAGCAAGCGUGUAAAGAGUUCGAGUCCGAGUGUGAGAGAAAAGAAUGGAUGGAAUCAACGCGACAUCCACAGGAUUACAAGAGCAAGCGCAAACAGCAAAAUAAACGUGAACACUAUUCUGCGUUUUCAUUUACAGUCCAUGGCAGAUCCUGAGAUCCCCCCCUCCCCCCGGGGGGGAAAAGCACGAAACGCAAUUUCCUUACGGCUGUGUUUCACCCUACGCAUAUACAUAUAUUUAACAAAUAAUAUAAGAAACAAUUCGAUGCUGUUGAUGGAGAAGAUACUGUAAAUACACUAUAGAAUGAUAAAUACACUUGUCAUAAGUUAUUCACAAUUUAUUCAUAAACGGGCGUAUCAAUAAUAGUUAAUGUAGAAAGAAAAAUAUAUAUAGUUUAUCUUAAUUGUAAAAUUAUGUACGCACGGGGAACUUGUGUUAAUGUUAAUGAUGUUACAAAUUUAUGAAUGUAAGGGUAAAGGAAAGACAAAUAUAAUCAAACGAGGUGUCACAAAUGAAUAAAUAGGUACAUUAAUUAAUGCAAUAAUUAAACAAA